Molecule: messenger RNA, 1934 nt
Organism: Leptomonas pyrrhocoris
Lineage: Eukaryota; Euglenozoa; Kinetoplastea; Trypanosomatida; Trypanosomatidae
Exons: 1
Coding region: 159-1934 (591 amino acids)
Molecular function (GO): 2-oxoglutarate-dependent dioxygenase activity
Source: RefSeq, a predicted model, not a curated record
AGAGCGCCAUUUACGUCUUACGGGUUACCUCGCUUUGUUUUGUUGUUGUGGUCCUUGUCGCCUGCACAGCUAUCAUUAUAUUCGGCGUAACGAGUAGCAACCACAAAGAAAUCGUUUUCUUUUUAAAUACAAACAAAUUUAAUUACUAUUAUUAAUCCAUGUCCUCGAAUAUCUCCUCCACGGUCGAAAAGACGGCGGCUGCCCCGCCCACCUUGCUUGAGGCUUUCGCCACCAGCGCCGCGCAGCUACGCCACUUUGGUAUUCCCCGCAUCCGCGUCGUCGGCCUCAGCGAGGGCUGCACGCAGGCGGACUACGAAAAGCAGCGCAGCCGUCCCGACGGCAAGGACAUGGAAACCCUCCUGCAGGAGAGCACCCUGCGCGGCCCGCACGGCGCACUCGGCGCGGCAAGCCACCGCGUGCAGAGCGAAGCGGAGGCGCGUGCGGCGGCGCAGGUGAACGAGGACGUGCCAAUCGUGACGGAGCAGGAGUUUAUGCAUAAGUUCGUGUUUCACUCACGGCCGUGUGUGAUUUUGGACGCCAUCGCGUCGUGGCCGGCGGUGGAGAAGUGGCGGGACGACCGCUACGUGUUUGAUCUCGAUCACACGCUUCCGCUGGAGCCGGAGCGCGAGCCGCAAGAGGAGGAGGAGGAAGACGAAGAAGAGCAGGACGACGGCGAAGACACGAAUCCCAACGAGACAGAGAAAGCGAGAAGCUCCGAAAAGGCAUGUGAGGCGAACGUCUCAGACGCCGCGGCACCUGUGUUAGCCCCCAAGAAGGUGACGGUGGCGCUGACGCCGAACGGCAGGGCGGACGCCGCAACGCGGGUGACCUACUCGACCACCGCUGUGCCGGCUGAAGACGCGGCUGCCGUUUACACCGGCACCGAAGCGCAGAAGCACGCGGUGAUGCUGCCCUCGGCGGACAUCGUCGACGCGGACAAGCACGUCCGCUGUGAGAAGAUCUUCAUGUACGCCGCCGAGCUUCGCAUGACGCUGCCGCAGCUGUAUGGCUUACUGCAGCGCAGUCCCCUCUUCCCACCAGCCAACCCGAUCGAGAUCGACAUGCGCACCUACGCGGACAAAUCCCAGGCGCCGGCCAUCGCCUACGCGCAGCUGCAGAACAACUGUCUCAACACGGAGUACAACCACCUACACGUGGACAUCGGCUCGAACGUGGAGCGCUUCGGCUGUCGGGUGUUCGACAAAGACGCGGUGGAGGCGGCGAACGUGUGGUUCGGCAUCCCAGCCUCCGUCUCCUCGAUGCACCAAGACUGGGUGGAGAACCUCUACGCGGUGGUGCGUGGCGUGAAGGAGUUUGUGAUGAUCCCGCCGUGGGAGGGCCCCUUCGUGCCAAAGCCGGAGAUCCCCGCCGCCGCCUUCGCGAUCGACGAGGCGCAGAGCGUCGUGGACCACGGCGAGGACACAGCGCAGAGUUGGUCGCUGCAGUUUAAGCAGUAUCCCGUGAAGGAUGGCACGACGGUGCCGUGGAUGGACUUCGACAUCACCGGGGCGGAGGUGGAGGACGAUGCGGAGGGAGUGGCGCGUGCGGAAUUGAAGCGACGCCUCGUCGAGCAACGCUGUGAGACGUCCGCGCUGUGGGCGGCACCGAUGUGUGAGGACGAGGCGGUCGCCGCGGCGGAAGAGGAGGCGGCCCGAAAGCCACUCCACCCCCUCGUUGCGUACGUACACCCGGGCGAGACCCUUUAUUUGCCGGCAAUGUGGCUGCAUCGUGUUGCGCAGCACGCGGACAGCACCGACAUGCACGCACGGGCGAUGCAUCACGCUGCUGCUGCUGCGGCGGCGGUAGACCCAGCGAAUCGCGCACCGACUACCGAGCCGCCGCUGCCCCUCAUUGCUGCUGUGAAUUACUGGUAUGACAUGAGCUUCGGUAACCCGUCCGUAGUGAUGCUUCGCGAGUUUGGUUUGCUUCUGUGA